This is a messenger RNA of Phytophthora infestans T30-4, 336 nucleotides long. RefSeq lists its product as uncharacterized. Gene Ontology annotation, cellular component: mitochondrial large ribosomal subunit. Gene Ontology annotation, molecular function: structural constituent of ribosome. Lineage: Eukaryota; Oomycota; Peronosporomycetes; Peronosporales; Peronosporaceae. The record is from RefSeq and is a predicted model, not a curated record. The coding region runs from base 1 to 336 and encodes 111 amino acids. The transcript has a single exon.
AUGCUGGCGACGACACGGAGACUGACCAAGCCGUUCAUGGCGGGCGCGCGCUCAUUUGCGGCCAAAGGCAAAGGCGGAGCUGCCGCUGUGGAAGAAGUUGUGGACCUGACCACGGUGGUGCCCACCAACAUUUUUAAGGACGGAGCCCACCCGGAGCUCAAGGACAAGUCCGAAUACCCGGAGUGGCUCUUCACGCUGCUGGACCCCAAGCCAACGCUGGGCGAACUGGAGCGCACAGGCUUCGACAAUCUUGAGAUGGAGGAGCAGCACCGCUAUCUCGUCCUACUCAAUCGCCGUUCGGUCAAGGCCAACAACGCCGAGAAGGCCAAGAAGUAA